Amoebophrya sp. A120 is the source of this 2303-nucleotide messenger RNA. The record is from the annotation of a GenBank genome assembly. NCBI's taxonomy places the organism in Eukaryota, Dinophyceae, Syndiniales, Amoebophryaceae.
CAAUACCGAGUCUCGAGGAAGAUGGUUCAUAACAAACCUGUUUUCACGGUCACGCAUCCCGCUGGGCCGAUCGAGCUUCAUCUUCAGGCCGCACGCGGUGAUGCGACAGGACAAAUUCUUCUCGACAACGAAGACGAUGUGCGCGCGUCGACGGCCAGGGGGGCGGCCGCCGCGCACGUCUCGGGUUCAGACCGGCCGCCUGCUGCGAGUGGAUCAUUCGGUGCAGGAGGUGGUCGUGCUGAGCAAUAUAAAUUCACCAAUCCCGACGCCAUCGAAGCGCUCGAGGAGUUGAGCAAAGAACCGAGAGCCACACCUCCAUCCAGCAAAUGGCGCUGGGCAGCAUAUGAGGUUCUGGGUCCGGAGCCGACCUCGGCCCACAGUUCAGGAAACUACACUGGUCGCCCUCGUGGUCUUCACCAAUUUUUGCGAGGCGACUCGCUCAUCAUUCUCACACGACCAGGUUCAGCGAAAUCUGAUGGGUUUCACCUGUCCGUGCGCAACAUUUCCGACCCGAGACUCCGCAUUGGCAAGCCAAAAUAAAGUCCAUGCCACGCUGCGUUACCGGACCGAUGUGUUUGCGGAUUUUGUUAUUAGGCCUCGUGACACAAAGCCGGGGGCCGCGGUCGUGCCUCAACAUCAUGCGGCUGGAGGUGCCAGCAGUAGUACUGCACAACCCUCCACGGUCCUUCGGCGGGCUCCGGAACUGGAAGUCGCGCGAGGGGGGAGUGCAAUUGGAAGUCCUUUUCGGUCUUAUAUUCCGCACGAGCAAGAACUGGCGUGGACAAUGACCGCUCCGCGGCAUUUCGACGACGCGCAGGAGGUUCAGCCACUGCAAAUCCUCUUUGUGCGGGAACUGGCGACGAAAGGUAGAAACCCUGAGGCCUCCUCGUCCUCGACCUGCGCCUUCCGUAGUAGGGCGAUUCAUCUCGAUGGGGAUACGAUCACCUCUUCCGGCACCGCCGAACCCGGGGUGACUAGCAGCGUCAGUAAGCGAGGAAACAAACCCUUGCAGGAGAUUGUGGACCGGCAGAGUAGACGCUCGUCCUGUUUAACGAGGACUAGAAGUACAACACCGUCUCGCAAUCACGUAAAUCUCGAGCUGCACCGCUUCGUGAAAGAUUGGCGCGACCUAGGUCUUGUAAGACUGCCUGAGGAAGAUCAACCUGCUGACCUUGUGGGAAACCCGAACCACAAUGACCCGAGCCUGCAAGUCUGCAUUAAAAGCUACGUUAAGUAGGUUGAAGCUUAGGUCCUAGUUGUACUACAAGCACACACGACGACGACCACGACGGGGGUCGUGCGGCAGGUGGAGCCGAGACUGGUCGACGUGGAUCUGGAUGUUAAGUAAUUCAUACAGAGCCUCGAGCUCGACGCAUACGAAGUUUUUUCUGCUCGUUAUCUGUAUAUUACUUUUCAUCGUUCUAUCGUUUUUGUUUUUUGCAAUUUUAAUUUUUGCUAAGUUGUAUGAUCAAGAAUUUAGGAAUAGCUGCUUUAUCGUCCUGCCUUUGCUCGACGUGGCCUGGCCAGUUUGAUGCACCGUUUCUUUCUCAAGAACAGCUGCACGAGCACAAUUUUAUUCAGGACCGUGAAAUAAAAUGCGGCAAGAUCGUCUACUAAAUUAUACUAGGGCACCAUUAGGCAGCCACAUAUGACAACGUAGUAGGCACGCUCAAGCAUUCUACAACUACCCUACGCGUUUUUUACAACAACUAGCGUGGUUGUAGUACCAAGCUCGUCGCGGGCAACACUUGUUUCCCUAGCGGAAAUCUAGUAGUUGCCCUCGAUGUCAUACUUUCGCACAGCAAUAACAUCGCGAUAAGUAUUCAAAUUUAGAAAGUUAGUCACAUCUACUUCAGAAGUGCGUUUUGUAGUUUUCAGUACGGAGAAAUUCAUAUUACUAGUAGCUCGUCGAGGAUCUUCAUCGUCUGUACCACUUGGAGCUUCUGUACCACGUUCUUGCAUGGAUUCGUCUAGAAGUAAACGCUGAAGUAGGUUAUUUAUUGCCAGAAAGCAGAAAAAAGACAAAAAAAACGAAAGCUACAUUUGAGGUUCGCGGCCUGCUGCCCAGUUUGCACGGUUUCUCUCAUCUCAACAGCACGAACAACUACACGAUCUUCUUCAGUUUUGAGAAAUGUUGAAACCGGCAAAUGGCUUACACUCCCACUGGGCUGUGGUCCACGACCUCGCUUCGCGGAUUUUUUGAACUUGUUACACGUGUAUGAUUAAGUUUGUUUCUAACAAGAAUUUGCUCAUCGUGCAUGAUGACGUUCAACUUCAAAACAAAUAUCGUCUCCUACAAGAAC